AUGGCUCUGGCAACAUCAGUAGGAGACAUAUCCAUUUUUAAAAGUAAAGCCUUAGCUUUAAAGACUCCUUCACAACCUGUGAUGCUAUUCGCAGAGUGCCAUGAAAAAGACGUUACCAUCAUGUUUCAAGCGAAGAGCGGCUCACACAUUAGGAACUUCGUGAUUCAGUACAACACCACGUACGACAAGGACGAGUGGCUGGACAUUGACGUUGAAGUGCCCAGUAACUCCACGCAGGUCAAAGUGCGUCUGAUUCCGGGAGUCUUUCAGAGUUUCCGGGUGAUCGCCGAAAACGAGUUCGGGAGAUCCUUCCCGUCGGAAGUUUCGAAUCCUUGCGAAGGCAAGCAGGAAGUGCCGCACAAAAAUCCAAGCAACGUUACUGCUGUGGUGGACGAUUCCGGUAAAGCUUUAAAGAUUCCUUCACAACCUUGGAUGCUAUUCGCAGAGUGCCAUGAAAAAGACGUUACCGUCAUGUUUGAACCGAAGUACGGCUCACACAUAAGGAACUUCUUGAUUCAGUACAACACCUCGUACAACAAGGACAAGUGGCUGGACGUUGACGUUGAAGUGCCCAGUAAUUCCACGCAGGUCAAAUUGCCUCUGAUUCCGGGAGUCGAACAGAGUUUCCAGGUGAUCGCAGAAAACGAGUUCGGGAGAUCCUUCCCGUCGGAAGUUUCGAAUCCUUGCAAAGGCAAGCCGGAAGUGCCGCACAAAAAUCCCAGCAACGUUACUGCUGUGGUGGACGAUUCCGACAUCAACGUGAAAUCAUUGCUGAUUCAUUCAGUGAUGUCACUGAGGUACGCAUAUGUGUUCCCCUUUUGA
Molecule: messenger RNA, 822 nt
Organism: Brassicogethes aeneus
Lineage: Eukaryota; Metazoa; Arthropoda; Insecta; Coleoptera; Nitidulidae
Source: the annotation of a GenBank genome assembly